CACCAAGGUGGGGUUGGUUGAUCGACCGUACCCUCCGCCAGUUUUCUAGUCGUCCUGACGAGCUCCAACGUUCAUUCUACCUCGAUCAGCCGAACUCGCCAGUUCUCUACCAUCCUCCAGAGAGAACGUCGCCACGAGAGAAGGUAUCCAAGAAAGAAGACUUACCAGAAGUCUGACCUGUAGAGAACAGUCAAGGCUAAGAAAGAUGAUGUACGAUUGGGUGUGGUUACUGGCUCUAUGCUCUCUCAUCGUGAUAACCCAAUCCUUGCCGACGAAUCUGGCGGAAGACGGAAAAAAGACUGAUCAAACGAUGAGACCAAAACCUAAACGAGCACAGGAGAUGUUAAUGUUUGGUAAUCAACAAAAUCGUCAAGCAGAAAGUAACACAGGUGGGUCCUCUUACUCGUCUACCGCAGAAAAGAGAACUCUAUCCUCGUCAGGAUUAGGUGGGCUGAAAGCAGCUCUAGUCGAGGAAGAGAAGUCUUCUCGUUUCAACACACCGAACAAUGCCAUGUACGAUCGUGAUUCCUUUUCACCCUACGAAAAGAACUACGAUUACAGUAAGGUCCUUGUUAACGAGCUAGGCAACGAGAUGCCUCAAGUAUGGGAUGUUCCUGCGUACUCUCGUUACUACAUGAACGAGGAUCGUCGAAAGAGGUCCGAGAAGUCUGGAACGAGCGGAUCAACCACCAUGAAACCGUCUACCUCGUCGUUCCAAUCCUCGACAUCCACUCAGCAGUCCGCGUCACAGACACAGGCGAAGAGAAGCGUUCCAAUUUAUCAAGAACCACGAUUCAAGAGGGAAUUGGAUAUCGAUCCGGAGGAUGUGUUAACUCUGUUGUCCCUUUGGGAAAACGAGCGUCGCAAACGAAAUUGGCACAAGUACAUGAACGAAGAGUACGAUAACGUAGACGACGAAGACAAUCUUCUUGACGAAGAAGAUCCUAGAAAUGUUAUCCCAUGGGUGGAUUCAUCGGUGUACCCUCCUCGUCAUUAUAGUCUGGACUCUUUAUCACCGUCAGACAUAGGAAUUAUACGUACUCAUCCAUCUAGCUAUUAUGAACAAUACGAGAACCAGUAUGGUCAGCAAUACGAUGGUACUCCUCAAUAUGGCCUUGUUUAUCCUCAACAAAGUUACUACAAUGUCCCUGAGAAGAGGUUCAUGGUUUCCAGAAAACGCUCACAGGCAUACGAUCCUUACUCCAAUUCUGCUCAGUAUCAGAUAAGCACUCAAUCGCGAGGAUACCCUUACCAACACCGCUUAGUCUAUUAAAAUGACCCGUUGUUGCUCGAUAAAAAUACGUAACGACAAACUACAUUAUCGAGAACGUGAUCAAGAAAAGCGAGAGAUAUAAAGAAUUUAGUAAGAAAAAGAGGGUAACGAACUGACGUUUUCGGACUCACGUAUACGCAAGACAAGAAACUAAUAAAUAACACAGAAAUUUCGAGAUUCUCUGACUGAACGCCUCUCUCUCUGACGCCCCCGUUCUUUUAGCUACUUCGUCUUCGUUCUGAACACAAUAAUACGUGCUCGAAAAACGAAUAAGAGAGGACUUUACUUUAAGAAACACGGUGCUCAGAAAGACUAUACACGAUCUACAAGAGCCUGCUGAAGAGACAAUAGCCAUUUUGGUAGAAGUUUCAAUUGUUUGGCUAACAAUGUGCGUUGCGCAAGGACUUGUGUUAAUUUCAUUUUGAAUCUAUCUGAUACAUCUGAUUCCAGCAUGCUCUUGUAUUAUUUCAUUAACACGUUGACUGCCAUAGGACAGUUAAUUAAUUCUUUAAUCAACUUGAAUGACUAAUUUUUAAUAAUUUGAUUAACUUGAAUUUGUAACAUCUCGAACCUCGUCGUAGUUAGCGUGUUAAAUGAUAAAGUUAGAAAUUCAAGCUCUCCUUGCUUGCAGCACGGGCAGGAUGAGCACCGAUCAAUCGUGCGACGACUGAAAUCGUUAAAACAAUCUUAGCGUACUCGAAUUAAACUAUCCUCGUGCUUGUCUGACUGAUAUUAAAAAUGAAUAGUUACUUUUUCAUGGAU
Osmia lignaria (orchard mason bee) is the source of this 2035-nucleotide messenger RNA. Its product is annotated as prohormone-2. Lineage: Eukaryota; Metazoa; Arthropoda; Insecta; Hymenoptera; Megachilidae. The record is from RefSeq and is a predicted model, not a curated record.